This is a messenger RNA of Triplophysa dalaica, 1785 nucleotides long. RefSeq names its product Nicalin-1-like. Gene Ontology annotation, biological process: regulation of signal transduction. Gene Ontology annotation, cellular component: endoplasmic reticulum membrane. The transcript has 14 exons. Lineage: Eukaryota; Metazoa; Chordata; Actinopteri; Cypriniformes; Nemacheilidae. Bases 1 to 1614 code for a protein of 537 amino acids. The record is from RefSeq and is a predicted model, not a curated record.
AUGAAUGUCAGAACCUCCAAAGUAGCUGCACUGGUGCUGCUGUCAGUGCAUCUCCUGCAUGCGUCUGCGCUGCCUGCAGCCUCCUCCUAUGAGUUCAAUGUCUACAGGAUGCAGCAGUACAACUUACAACAGGACAAAUAUGGUUGCCGUGGAGCUAUUGUGGUGGCAGAAGCACGCUCAGCUGCGGAUAACAGUCUCACUCGACGCUGUGUGAUCAUGAAACUGCCUGAUUUCACGGAAGAGCGCUACCUGGAAGCAAAAAAGCAGAACGCGGCAGCAGUAUUAAUACUGCUCCCAAAAAACAUCUCUGCAGUACCACCGGAGAUAGUACAGAGUUUCAUGGCGGCUGAGUCUCAGGUCCUGCAGAAGGAAACUCUGAUGCCUGUGUAUGUGGCUCCAGAGGAUGAACAACUGCUCUGCAUGUACGAGGAUGUCAAUCACGCCGCAGCUACGAAAUCUGCUUCUGCGCUAGUGAGAGUUCUUCGUAGCAUAAUCUCCACCACAGCCUUCCAAAUAUUAGUGAGUAACUCCCCCAUCAAACCUAUUACUGAUACCACCAUCAUCGCUUUAGAGGGAUUUCUUCCUGGAGCUGGAGAAGACUUGCCCACGAUUGUCAUUACAGCCCAUUAUGACACGUAUGGCCUUGCUCCUUGGCUGGCAUAUGGUGCUGAUUCUAAUGGCAGUGGCGUCGCUAUGCUUCUUGAGCUGGUUCGACUUUUUCAGCGUCUCUACAGUGAUCCGCGUAGCCAGCCUCCAUAUCACCUUCUGUUCACCCUGUCUGGUGCUGGUAAAUACAACUUCUUAGGCACCAAACGUUGGCUGGAAGAAAAUAUGGACCGUGCAGAAUCCAGUCUUUUGCAUGACAACGUGGCAUUCGUUCUGUGUCUGGACUCCCUCGGUAAUGGCGAUGAGCUUUUCCUUCAUGUUUCACGACCUCCUAAACCCGGAACCUCUCAGUUUAGCUUCGUUCAGGAGUUGGAGCAGGUGAUCUCCGGCAGGUUUCCCUGGGUGAGAUUUGGAACCAUCCAUAAAAAGAUUAACCUGCAAGAGACCACCGUGGCCUGGGAGCACGAGCGCUUCGGGAUGAAACGUAUCCCAGGAUUCACUCUGUCACACAUCGAGAACUCCAAAUCAGAGCUAAGAGGGUCUAUCCUGGACACCAUGGAACAGGUGGACAUCAUGAAGCUCAGACGGAACGUGGUUAUUGUUGCAGAGGCCUUGGCAAGAUUCAUAUACAACCUUACAGACAAGGAUGUUCAGGACAGCCGUUUGUCUGCCUUGAUGUCCAUGAUGACGUCUAUUCCCAGAGCUGUUCAGCUGCUUGACAGAGAGCCAGAACACGUCCUCCUGAUAAGCAGCCUGGAGCAAGAGUUUAGAUAUUAUCUCAAGCAGGUCUAUAGACACACGUUCCAACUAGACAGAAGGGAUCCUGAAAUCACGUUCUUUGAUCAAAUGAGUCAGCCAAUGAUGAUGUACAGGGUAAAGCCUGCUGCCUUUGACCUGUUUUUGGGAGGGUGUAUAGCUGGAUACCUUGGAAUAAUCUAUUACGCCAUUCAGAAAUUUGGCCACGUCUACACAAAAUUUAAAGCAACAAUGAAAGCCAAGCACCAAUAAACUGUGGAAGAUCAAACAUCACACUUCAAAGAUCCAGUGCAAAAAGCCGUCUACACCAACAUAAAUGGAAAGGAACAUGUUUGUUUGUGUAAUAUAAAGAGGUUUUCUUGUAAAUGAACAUUACAGUCUUUUUUCUAUCUUGAAUUUCUUUAAAAAAUUAAAGAUCACGCC